This is a messenger RNA of Paramuricea clavata, 1627 nucleotides long. The record is from the annotation of a GenBank genome assembly. NCBI's taxonomy places the organism in Eukaryota, Metazoa, Cnidaria, Anthozoa, Malacalcyonacea, Plexauridae.
AUGACAGUUGGCCGUGGCGUAUUGCAAGGAGAUUGCCUCAGUCCUCUUCUUUUUAACAUGUGCUUCAAUAAUUUCAUUCAGCAUAUCAAGGCUGAAAAGUACCGUCAAUUUGGGUUUUCCUUCAAAUUACUAAAUCCCAUCCAUUGGCUCCAGUUUGCUGAUGACGCGGCUGUAAUUACUGGCCAAGAAUCCGAAAACCAACAUCUAUUAAAUCGAUUUUCUAUCUGGUGCCAAUGGUCCGAUAUGAUUAUCCGAGUUGACAAAUGCAGUACCUUUGGCAUUAAAAAAGCGGUCACAAAAUCAGUUCAGUACUUGCCAAAACUCCUCAUCAGCAAUCAACUAAUACCAAAAAUCACCAUUGGAGAAUCAUUUCAAUAUUUAGGACGUUACUUUGAUUUCCACAUGUCGAAUGAUAAUCACAAAACUGAACUAGUCACCCUACUUAACGAACUAAUGUCUGAUGUUGACUCAAAGCCACUACAACCUAAAAAUAAACUGCUCCUCUACAGUCGCUACGUCUUGUCCAAGUUAGCCUGGCACCUCACCGUCGCAACACUCUCUAAAACAUGGGUUACUGAAAAUAUCGACUCUAUUGCCAACAAAUAUAUCCGCAGAUGGCUUGAAGUACCAAUAUCAGGAACACUAAGUACUGUCUUUCUAACAAAUAACAAAUUUGGCCUGAGUAUUUAUCCUCCAUCUGUAAAAUUUAUCCAGUGUCAAACAGUCCUCCGAAAAGCUUUAAAAUCUUCUCCUAAUGAAUCAACUAACGACCUGUGGAGAGCAACCAGUAACCAUACUAAUAUCCAAUAUGACGCUUAUAACUCUACUAAGGAAGUUCUCAAAGAUUUCCGUUCUGGACACGAAAACAAACUCCUAAACCAAUUAACCAGUCAAGGAUCCUUUUUCUGCAGCGUCACGAAGUUCGCUUUACCUCAGCUUAGCAAGGUGUGGUCCGUCGCCCAAUCAAAGCUCCCGAAAAACAUUUACAACUUUACCAUUCGUUACAUUAACAACUCUCUUCCGACGCGCAAAAACCUAAACAGAUGGGCAAUAUCUUCAAAUUCAGACUGUUCUUUUUGUCUUAGCCCUGAAACAUUACUACACAUGCAUAGUAGCUGGAUGUCAGUUUUAUCUCGACCGAUUUACGUGGAGACACAAUUCAGUCCUGAACUUUCUUGCUCAUCAGUUACAAACUGUUGACGGUUCUACUCUCUACGCUGAUCUAAAUGGAUUCAAAAGCCCUUCAAUACUUACUGGUGAUACGCAUCGCCCAGAUUUGUUAUUAUCGUGCUCAAAUGGUUCCUUAUAUGUGGUUGAACUCACCACUGGUUAUGAGACAAACCUCAAAAACAACGUAAAACGGAAGAAGGAUAAAUAUAGAGAAUUAUUGAGACAGCUAGGUAAAAAUUUUAACCAAGUUAAAUUUAUAAAUCUCUCCAUCAGCUCUUUAGGUAUUUUUGCAGAAGAAUGUUAUACAUUUUUAGACAUGUUAGAUAGUAUUGGUCUUGACAAAAACCACCAAAUGUACUGCGUUAGGAAAAUGAUGACUAUUGCUAUUAGAACUACAUAUUACAUUUUUUGUUGCCGAAAUAAGGAAUGGGAAAAUCCGGAUUUACUAACAAUUUGA